AUGAGGAGUACCUGCGAGAGGUCCGAGGAGAACCAAGAGCAGGAGGUAGAGGCGGCGGCGGCCGCUGGGCAUCUUGCAGGGUUCCUGGAGGCCGAGGACGGUUCGGACGCGGAUUCGGGCUCGGACCUGGAGACGGAAGGCACCCAUGGACUUGGAAAACUGGACAGAGACACCCUCUAUCUGGGGUCUUGCCGCACCUAUAGUGUAGUGCCAGCCCCGGAGCUGAACGUGCGGCACCGUGGCCUGGGGCCCCAGGGGGUCCGGGCACUGGCUUCCACAUUGACUUCCAAUCCCUAUAUCAAGCGGCUGGACCUUCGAGACAAUGGACUCUGUGUGGCUGGUGCAGAGGCCCUGGCAGAUGCCCUGAGCAAAAACAGUAGUAUCUGUGAUGUGGAUCUGUCGGAGAACCAGCUGGGAGCAGCGGGAGCCCAGGCCCUCUGUGCUGCCUUUGCAGUGAACCAGGCUGUGCAGAAGAUCCAGCUGUCAGGGAACGGCCUGGAGGAGCAGGCAGCCCAGUACCUUGCUGAACUACUCCUGGCCCACACAGGCCUGAAAUCCCUGGACCUGAGCUAUAACCAGCUGAGUGAUCAAGCAGGAGAGAUGCUUGGACCAGCCCUGGCAGAAAACACAGGACUCACUGAACUUAACAUGAGCUGGAAUCACCUCCGAGGCCCAGGAGCUGUAGCAUUUGCCAGGGGACUGGAGGCUAACAUUUUCCUGAAAGUCCUGGACAUCUCAUACAAUGGUUUUGGAGAUCUAGGAGCCUCUGCAGUGGGUGAGGCCCUCAAGGCCAACAAUGUGUUGGAGCAACUCAACAUGAGCAACAACCGCGUCUCUGCAGUGGGAGCCCUGAGCCUGGGCCUGGGCCUUCAGGCCAACCAGACACUGAGGAUUCUCAUUGUGUCCAGGAAUCCCAUGCGAUGUGAAGGCUGCUUUGGUCUUCUCAAGUCUGUCCAGGACAAUCCAGCAUCUGCUCUGGAACUUCUGGAUUUCUCUGAUAUCCAGGUGAACAGAGAGUUUGAUGACCUCGCUAGCUCGGUGAAGGUAAUUCUUCCAGGGCUUUCCGUAAAGACUGGUGCUCGCCGAGUGGAAUAUAAAAAAGAGUUGCUGCCAGUCCUCAGACCAUUCCUACCAGCGUCUGCCCCUAAAUGACU
Messenger RNA from Cynocephalus volans (Philippine flying lemur), 1154 nucleotides. RefSeq names its product leucine rich repeat containing 74B (gene LRRC74B). NCBI's taxonomy places the organism in Eukaryota, Metazoa, Chordata, Mammalia, Dermoptera, Cynocephalidae. The record is from RefSeq and is a predicted model, not a curated record. The transcript is spliced from 9 exons. Gene Ontology annotation, molecular function: protein binding. The coding region runs from base 1 to 1152 and encodes 383 amino acids.